This is a messenger RNA of Amphimedon queenslandica, 1005 nucleotides long. RefSeq names its product phosphatidylcholine translocator ABCB4-like. The coding region runs from base 1 to 1005 and encodes 334 amino acids. The record is from RefSeq and is a predicted model, not a curated record. Gene Ontology annotation, cellular component: apical plasma membrane. Gene Ontology annotation, biological process: transmembrane transport. Gene Ontology annotation, molecular function: ATP binding; ABC-type transporter activity. NCBI's taxonomy places the organism in Eukaryota, Metazoa, Porifera, Demospongiae, Haplosclerida, Niphatidae. The transcript has 5 exons.
AUGAAAGCUAAUGCUCCUGAAUGGUGGCUCAUUGGUCUUGGAUUAAUUGGCUCUCUAUUCCUCGGAGCUAUGAAUCCUCUUUUUGCCGUCUUCUUUGGUGAAAUUAUUGAAGUAUUCGCUAGACCAGCUUCUGAGGUACUGGAUGGACUCCAUUUGUGGGCGGGGCUUUUCCUUGCUCUUGGUUUUGCUGCAGCAGCUGGAACUUUUCUAAAAUCAUUUUGUUUUACUGUUGCUGGUGAGAAUCUUACUGCUAGAUUGAGGGAGUGGUCAUUCAGAGCUAUCCUUCGUCAGGAAAUUGGCUGGUUUGAUAAUGAAAGGAACUCGUCUGGUAUCCUAGCAACCAGACUGGCACAAGACGCCUCUAGAGUACAAGGGGCUACUGGAUCAAGAUUGGGUACUCUCAUUGAAACUUUCGUUGGUAUGUUUGCCUCAAUAAUAAUAGCAUUUGUGUACUCCUGGAUGCUGACACUGGUGUUGAUUGGUUUUGUCCCAGUAUUCAUUAUUUCUGGGAUCCUUGAGGUCAAGGCUCUUACCGGUCAUGCUGGUGAUAAUAAGAAAGCACUGGAGCAAGCAGGAAAGAUUGCAGUUGAUACUAUUGAGAAUAUGAGGACUGUAGCUUCACUUGGAGUCGAGAUCAAGUUCUAUACUGCAUACAACACUGAAAUCAAAGGUCCAUACAAGAAGAAUCUUGUGAACUCUUUUGUCUAUGGUCUCACUUACGGGUUCUCUCAAAGUGUCAUAUAUUUAGGUUUCAUACUCACCUUUGGUUUUGGUGCCUAUCAAGUGACACGCCCACCAGGCCACAUUGCACACGAGUCCUUCUCUGAUCUACUGACAGUUCUGAUGGCUGUCAUUUUUGGUGCUGUAGGUGCAGGGCAGGCCUCUUCUUUUGCUCCUAAUUACACUAAAGCCAAGCAAUCAGCUAACAGGAUAUUUGCACUGUUAGACAGAGAACCAGUGGUUGAUGGAUACUCUGAAGAUGGACUCAAACCAGUUAGUAUUUAA